This is a messenger RNA of Morchella importuna, 819 nucleotides long. RefSeq lists its product as uncharacterized. The transcript is spliced from 2 exons. Bases 1 to 819 code for a protein of 272 amino acids. NCBI's taxonomy places the organism in Eukaryota, Fungi, Ascomycota, Pezizomycetes, Pezizales, Morchellaceae. The record is from RefSeq and is a predicted model, not a curated record.
AUGUGCCCACCAUCGCUUUCAUCAAGGGGGAGCUGGUCAUCACCACCUCCGGCUGCGCCAUCUUCAUCUAAGGUUGCCCCAGAGGGUAGAGUAAAAUUCGAAAAGAGUUCCUCCUUUCAAUCCUCCGACCACACACGCAUGCCUAUUUCGGAGAGUCUCCUCAAUACCAAGCAUCUCCUGAUCGAUGGCCAUGUAACACUCGCCUCGUAUCGUUCAAUCAUCACCGGGACCUCAAAUAAACGGGAUCAAGCUCUCAUCUUCGGCGGUGUUAUUUCCGAGACCAUGGAUAAACGCAGGGGCACUAGAGAUGAUCCAUCCGUCGACAAAGGCGGUGGACAUAGAACCAGUCGUCGUCCCGGCUCCAAGGCAGAUAAUUACCUCCCUGCCCAACCAGGCACAGACGCAGGCCUCCCCAGCACAGUCGUCGUUUCUGGGCGCCACCUUGCUUCACAACCUCCUUCCAUAGAUCGGGUCCCUGAUACUUCCGAUAUCUGGGAAAGACGCAAAUACUGGCAAGACAAGCAAGGGUUCAUAGGUGACUUUGAGGACCCCUUGGAUGUGAGAGGGAAGACGCAAAUGUCUGAGAAAUGGGCCAAGGGGAAAUAUAUGGACGGGGCUAUCUCGUUCCGCGGGGUGUUUGCGAGCACAAUGAUGAUGGAGAAGAAGUGUGAGAACUGUGAGCAAGCGGGUGCGGGGAGUGUUUGUAGGGUGCUGGUGGGUGGCGGGAAGGAAGAUCUGGAUCGCUUUGUGGGGCGUAUGAGGAAGUGUGCGCGGUGUGUUGUGAGGAGGAGAGGUUGUAGCUUGAAGGGGGUGGAGUGA